Clonostachys rhizophaga is the source of this 1782-nucleotide messenger RNA. NCBI's taxonomy places the organism in Eukaryota, Fungi, Ascomycota, Sordariomycetes, Hypocreales, Bionectriaceae. The record is from the annotation of a GenBank genome assembly.
AUGGCACCUCGAGCUAAAGCUGCGGCUGCGAAGCCCGCCACGACGACGAAGAAGGCCGCCGUAAAGGAGACCGCUCCCAAGAAGGCUGCUGUUGCAAAGGCUGCACCCAAGAAGGCCGCCGCGAAGGAGGCCGCCCCCAAGGCUCCCGCGAAGACUACCAAGGCCACCGCUUCAAAGACUGCUGCUGCCCCCAAGGCCGCAACCAAGAAGGCUGCUGCCCCCAAGAAGGCCGAGCCCAAGCCCACCACCAACGGCGCGUCGAAGAAGCGCAAGGCUGAGGACGACCCCGAAGAGGACUCCCAGAAGUCUGUAACAAAGAAGUCUAAGACCAAGGCCGAGUCUGCCGAGCCUGCCGUCGAGCCUGCCCCCGCUAAACCCGCCCCCAAGAAGGCCGAGGCCCCCAAGAAGUCCACGAGACCCCAGGUCGCGAUUGGAAAGAAGAUCAACGAUGCACCUACUCAGGUCCUUGAUAUCUACGUCUUUGGCGAGGGAACCUCUGGCGAGCUCGGUCUGGGAAGCAAACGCGUAAACGGCAAGAAGCCCAUUGAUGUUAAGCGACCCCGUCUCAACGACAACCUGUCUACCAAGGAUGCCGGCAUCGUCCAGAUCUCUGCCGGUGGCAUGCACGUUAUCGCCCUCACUCGCAACAAUAAGAUUCUGACCUGGGGUGUCAAUGACCAGGGUGCCCUCGGACGCGACACCAACUGGGAUGGUGGGCUACGCGACAUGGACAAGGCCGAAGACUCUGAUUCUGAGGAUGAUGACGAUGACACGGGUAUCAACCCCAUGGAGAGCACACCGGGCGAGGUCUCCGAGGAGUACUUUGCCGAGAACACCAAGUUUGUCCAAGUCAUUGCUUGUGACAGUGCCAGCUUCGCCUUGACUGAGGAUGGUCGCGUUUACGGCUGGGGCACAUUCCGAUCCAGCGACGGCAUUCUCGGCUUCACUCCCACGAUUAAGAUUCAGCAGACCCCCAUCCUCCUCCCCGAGUUGAAGAACAUCAAGACCAUGGCCGCUGGUGCCAACCACAUUCUUGCUCUCGACGCCAAGGGUAAUGUCGUUGCCUGGGGCUGCGGACAGCAGAACCAGCUCGGUCGCCGUAUCAUCGAACGCAACAAGCUCUCCUCUCUCAUUCCUCAGGGCGUCGGCCUUCCCCGUGGCAAGAUCACCCAGGUUGCCUGCGGUUCCUACCACAGCUUCGCCAUCGACAAGAAUAACAAUGUUUGGGGCUGGGGUCUCAACAACUUCGGCGAGGUCGGUGUUGAAGGCAAUGCUGGUGAGGAUGCUGCCGUUAUCCUGAAGCCUGCCAAGAUCGAGGCCCUUGAGGAAUACAAGGUCACCGAGAUUGACGGUGGUGGCCACCACUCUCUUGCCUGCUCUGCCAAGGGCGAGCUGCUUACAUGGGGCCGUGUUGAUGGCAGCCAGGUCGGUAUUGAUCCCAGCACUCUGACCAAGGAGAACGCCAUCUUUGAUGAUCGCGAUACUCCUCGUAUCCUUUUCGUGCCCACCGUUGUCCCAGACGUCUCAGGAAUUGUCGCCGUUAAUGCCGGCACUGACAACAGCUUCGCAGUGUCAAAGGAUGGCCAGGUCUAUUCUUGGGGUUUCUCAAGCAACUACCAGACUGGCCAGGGCACUAUCGACGACAUCGAGAAGCCUACUCUGAUUGACAACACUGCCAUCCGCGGAAAGAAGAUUAUCGGCGCCGGCGCCGGUGGUCAGUAUUCGGUUCUUUGGGGUAUCCCUGACGAUGCUCCCAAGACUAACGGCGUCAACGGCCACUAA